Vigna unguiculata (cowpea) is the source of this 965-nucleotide messenger RNA. RefSeq names its product mediator 21 (gene MED21). The record is from RefSeq and is a predicted model, not a curated record. Gene Ontology annotation, molecular function: transcription coregulator activity. Gene Ontology annotation, biological process: regulation of transcription by RNA polymerase II. NCBI's taxonomy places the organism in Eukaryota, Viridiplantae, Streptophyta, Magnoliopsida, Fabales, Fabaceae. Gene Ontology annotation, cellular component: mediator complex.
CCACAGCGAGCCCACAGUCUGCGCAUUGAGGGAAUAGUUUCGUCUCGGAGGAGAAAGAUCUUCUCCCACCCUUUUGCUCAAGUAAGGUUUUCUCCUCAAUUUGUGUUCUGCUGCUCCUAAUUUGUGGUACCAUAUCAGGAAGUAAAAGUUCCUCCACAGAGUUGCAAUGGAUAUAAUCUCCCAAUUACAAGAACAGGUUAAUUUGAUUGCACAUUUAGCUUUCAAUAGCAUUGGGACAUUGCAAAGGGAUGCCCCUCCCAAUCGACUGUCGCCAAAUUAUCCUGAACCUCCGCCACAUCCUACAGAGGAGGGCACAAAUUUUUCAGAACAGCCAAAGCUCAUGAGUUCUACUUUAGUCAAAGCUGCCAAGCAGUUUGAUGCAUUGGUUGCAGCUCUUCCAAUAUCCGAGUCAGGUGAAGAAGAACAGCUUAAGAAGAUAACAGAACUACAAGCUGAAAAUGAUGCAAUAGGCCAAGAACUUCAAAAGCAGUUGGAAGCUGCAGAGAAGGAAUUGAAUCAGGUUCAAGAACUGUUUCGACAAGCAUCAGAUAAUUGUUUGAAUUUGAAGAAACCAGAUGACAAUUAGCUACAUGCGUUUUUGGCUAGAUCAGAGUGAUGAAUUUGGCCACAAGUAUCUCAACUUGACACAAAGCAGGGACUGCUGCAGCAAGAUUUUCCUUUUCUCCAUGAAGUCUUGGUUAACUGAAGCAUUAUAUAUAUAUAUAUAUAUAUAUAUAUAUAUAUAUAUAUAUAUAUAUAUAUAUAUAUAUAUAUAUAUAUAUAUUGUUUUUGCAACUUUUGCAUGUCGGACGAUGUUUUGCCAAAUUCAUAGUUGUUACUGUAAGUAUAUUCCUGCUGUCUAUGGAGAAAUGAAACCCGUAUUGAUACCAAGUGUUCUUUUUACCAUCUUUAUUCAUGUCAGUCUCUGAAAAGUAGGCAUCUUAGUGACACCUUUUUAUCCUUAA